Echinops telfairi (small Madagascar hedgehog) is the source of this 498-nucleotide messenger RNA. Its product is annotated as protein FAM136A-like. Bases 1 to 498 code for a protein of 165 amino acids. Lineage: Eukaryota; Metazoa; Chordata; Mammalia; Afrosoricida; Tenrecidae. The record is from RefSeq and is a predicted model, not a curated record. Gene Ontology annotation, cellular component: cytoplasm. The transcript has a single exon.
AUGGCGGAGCUCGUGCAGGAGGCAGUGGACUCCAUGGUGCAGAGCCUGGAGAGGGAGAACAUCUGGAAGAUGCAGGGUGCCAUGUUCCGGCGCAGCGCCAGCUGCUGUGAGGACAGCCUGGCCUCCAUGCAGCAAGUGCACCAAUGCAUUCAGUGCUGCCACGCGCUGCUGGCACAAGCCCAGGCCCUGGUGACCAGCGAACUGAAGAGGUUCCAGGACCGCCUGGCCCGGUGUACCGUGCACUGCAACGACAAAGUCAAAGACUCAAUGGAUGCCGCGAGUAAAGAGCUGCAGGUGAAGCAGCAGCUGGAGAGCUGUGACCACAGGCACCUCAUCCCGUCCAGGACCAAGAAGAUGACGGAGUUCUCUCUUCCAUCGCAAAAUAAAUAUCUGUGCCAGUGGCCAUUGGGGAUCAGGGCAGGAAUCUUUAUAAAAAAGAAGAAGGGGAAUUUGGGUCUUUUAAGUGAAUUUUAUGAAAGGAAAAAAAAAAAAAGAUAG